Molecule: messenger RNA, 3155 nt
Organism: Labrus mixtus (cuckoo wrasse)
Lineage: Eukaryota; Metazoa; Chordata; Actinopteri; Labriformes; Labridae
Product: P2X purinoceptor 5-like
Exons: 12
Coding region: 47-1249 (400 amino acids)
Biological process (GO): response to ATP; monoatomic cation transmembrane transport
Cellular component (GO): nuclear inner membrane; plasma membrane
Molecular function (GO): purinergic nucleotide receptor activity; extracellularly ATP-gated monoatomic cation channel activity
Source: RefSeq, a predicted model, not a curated record
CAUCGUGCCACUUAUUAUGCGCUGACAGUCUGCAGGCAGCUGCAGGAUGGCUUGGAACUUUUUCCUCUCCUUAUUUGACUACAAAACGGAAAAGUACAUUGUCGCCAAAAACAAGAGAGUUGGGGUUUUGUACAGACUUAUCCAGUUAUCUGUCCUCGGAUACAUUAUAGGGUGGGUUUUCGUGAGCAAAAAAGGCUACCAGGAGACCGACGAGGCCAUCCAGAGUUCAGUGAUAACGAAACUAAAAGGUGUCUCUGUGACAAACACAACUGAAUCUGGUGUGGUUGUGUGGGGACCUGAGGACUAUGUCAUCCCACCACAGGGAGAAGCUGUUCUCUUUGUUGUGACCAAUUUCUUAGAGACACCAAACCAGAAGCUGGGAUACUGUGCUGAGAGCCCCACAGUUCUGGAUGGCCUCUGUAAUAAUAAUGACGACUGUGAAAAGGGAAAGAUUGUAGUGGCUGGUAAUGGACUUAUGAGUGGUCGAUGCUUGAAAAAAGAUUCCAAUUCCAAUGGUUCCUGUGAAAUCUACGGCUGGUGUCCUGUUGAAAGAAAGUUUAAACCACAAGGACCUCUGCUGGCAAAUGCUGAAAACUUCACCAUCUACAUCAAGAACUUCAUCUUAUUUCCGAAAUUUGCUUUUUCAAAGUCAAACGUUCUUGAAACAAACGAUGACACCUAUUUGAAGAAAUGCCGAUAUGACGAGGAGCUCCACCCCUACUGCCCCAUCUUUCGCCUGGGAGACAUCACCAGGAGAGCUGGGUACAACUUCCAGGACAUGGCCACAAUUGGUGGCUCCAUUGGCAUACUGAUAGAGUGGGACUGUGACCUUGAUAAAGGCUACUCUAACUGCAAUCCAGUUUACUACUUUACUCGCCUUGACACCAGUGUCUCCAAUAAGACCAUCACACUGGGAUUUAACUUCAGACACACUCGGUACUUCAGAAACGCUGAUGGUGAAAGGUAUAGGUCUCUCUUCAAAGUCUACGGGAUCCGAUUUACCAUCUUAGUGCAUGGAAAGGCCGGGAGGUUCAGCGUCGUACCAACAGCCAUCAACUUUGCAGCAGGCCUGGCUUUGAUGGGUGCUGGAGCUUUCCUCUGUGACAUGGUCCUCCUCUACCUGAUGAAAAAAGGCAACUCUUAUAGACAGUGGAAGUUUGAAGUACCCAGAAAUACAGAAUCAACAGAAGACGACGAUGAUGACAGAACGGAUGCAAUGGAGCAGAAAAGUCUGCAAAAUAAUUGUUGAGAAUCAACAAAUAAGAAGAACCUGAAGAGAAUAUUUAAUUCAACAGGUGGAUGCCCUGUGCACAGCACUGUCAGUCCUUAAAUGUUGAUGCAGGUGAUGGCAGGAAACAUCAUCUUGACAGCAAAUGAAAAGAGUUCCUGAUGAAGCCAUGUGGACGUAACAAUUUGUUUGUUUGAGAGUGUAAUUUAAUAAAAAGAAGAAUAAAAAUUAACUCAGCUUCUUGUGUGCAGUGAAUCUUCUCAUUUGCUGUCAAGAAUCAUUAAAGGUGCACUAUGUCGUUUUUGUAGAGAAAUGUGAAAGUUGGAGAAAUGUACAGAUUCUGUGGUAUAUGUUCAUAACUCUACACACAAACUGUCCUCAGAGGAACAUGUGGUCCCUGUAACACUGUUUGAAGAUAAAUACUACAUGAGAAGUUAUGGUGGUGAAACCGUAACUCUCCUGGUAGCUCCUAAGCUCUAAACAGUGUUCCAGGGACCCAUUUUUUAUUUGAAUAUAUUUUGAGUAUUCAGUUCAGAAAAUAUAGCAAAGAAUUGUUUUACUUCUCCAACUUUCAAAUGUCACCACCAAAACUCCACAGUGCACCUUUAAUUAUUAAUAAACUAAAUGCACACAGACUUUUUAAGAAUGUGAAGAUGUUUUAUAAUCUAAAUUAUUUCAGUGAAGGAUUUUAUUCCCUUUCAUAUUUUUAUAAGUCACUUUGGAAACCUCACCUCAGAAGAGACACAGGAGUGGUGACCCUGAUACUCUGAAUAUUCAAAUGUUUAUUAUGACACCGCUUUGAAUGAUGACAUUGCACUUCUGAAAGUUAGAGUAAUUAAAGCUUGAGAGAGUUCUGUGAAGACCAUGAGAUGCUUUUUACACUGUGCUUAACUUAUGAUUGUAAAUGACAACCAGUGAAGCUGUGGGUUGGCUGGCAGUUGAACCCUAACUUGACCUUUUGUUUUGUACAUCUUAAAAGACUUCAGGUCUGGUGUACUCUUUCUGAUGAAAGAGGCCUCUUGUUUGACACAUUCUAGAAAUCGCACGCAUUUGCAAGCUGACACUUUGGUAGAGCACCUGAAGGAAGUUCUCACCUCUGUAACACAAAGCUAUUUCUCAGAAGUACUUUGAAUCUCUUCUCCCUGACUGCACAAACAUCAAGAGAGGCCAAGAUUAUUGGUUGCAAAAAAGCAACGCACUUGGCACUUGAUUUGAAGCGUGAACCAGAUUUUUUCUUUUGCUGGUUUCUUUUAAGAAUUUGAGGCGUGUAGAUUAUAAAAGACUUCUUAACAUGGGUCAGAGGGAACAGUACAACUAUACUAUAUGCUUAUUUCACCAGUGAAAGGGGGUAUCAGUUAGAAGAAAUUACAUUGAGCAAAGGCCAUCGUGCUACGUUUUUUAAGCUUAGGCAAAUUACAAAACCCAUCAAAAUGUUUCCCUGCGAGGAAAAUAUGCAACAACUUCACAUGGAGGAUGCAGUGGUGCCACUUGUCUACAGGCGAGGCAGGCAACUGCUUGGAGCCCCAGACCACUAGGGGGCCGUGGAGGGCUGACAAACUUUAAACCGCAGCAGUAGCUCAAAAUGUGCAAAUUAUGCAAUGACAAAAAGGAAACCUCCCUAAAGGGGCCCCAUCUGACUGCACUCCCUCUCAUUGCCCUGCUUUGCAUCUUAUGUAUUAUUCCUGUGAUACUCCAAAAGAUUGUCAAUGAAAAUGACUGAUGGAGAAAUGAAGAGGAAUGAUCUUUUGAUGUGAUGUAAAUAUUUUGUACUUGAAGGGACUUAUAUUAAAUACAUGACUCGCAUUCAGCAGCUUUUUCCCCAUCGUCAUUUAUGCUACUUUGUGAACUGAGUUUACCAACUUGUAUUGAUGCAGAAGAAAUUUCUGCUUGAAUGUUAAUGUGCCAAUAAAGAUUUUUAAGACAAACA